UUUUUGGAGUUUUUUUUCUUUUGAAGAGGUGGAUUUCAAUUGAGGUCGCUGGCGAUUCUGCGGUGGUUUUGAGAGGCGUUUAAGGUUGGGUAAAACCCGGGGAAGACAAGUUGUAGACAACACGGCUAUACUUAGAGUAAAUCGGUCUGUAAUCCAUGUCCGGUAUGUACGUAGCAAGGGUUGUGUGAUUGGGACCAACCAUUUGCCGCACGGCGGACGUGGCGCUUUGCCUUCUGAAGGCGGUAGUCCUUCUGACCUCCUCUUCCUUGCCGGCGGCGGUUUAUACUAUUAGCUUACCUCUUCUGUAAAUAUUGUAGAAUUAUAUUAUACAGUUUGAUUAUUGCCUAAUUUGAUAAGGAUCUGGACGUUUGGGGUUUGUGGGUCUUCUUUGUAAUUGCUGAAGAAAAGUAUAUAUAUUAAGAGAUCUAAAGAUGAUGCUAAGGAUCAAGAGAGUUCCUACUAUUGUUUCCAAUUUCCAAAAGGAAGAGGCGGACGAAGACUCUCGCCAUGCCGGCGGCUGUGGCCGCAAUUGCUUGAGAAGCUGCUGUCUUCCAGGGGCAAAGCUGCCUAUGUAUGCUUUCAAGAAGAUGAACAAGAUUGAAGUUGAAGAGAAAUCAGCCGGCUCUGAAAACAAACAGCCUCCUGUUCCCUUCCUGGACUCCCUUCUUCUUGGGGAGUGGGAGGAUAGGAUGCAGAGAGGCCUCUUUCGCUAUGAUGUCACUGCUUGCGAAACCAAGGUGAUUCGGGGUCUGUAUGGCUUUAUUGCUCAACUGAAUGAAGGCAGGCACCUCAAGAAGAGACCAACUGAGUUUCGAGUUGAUAAGGUCUUGCAGCCCUUUGAUGAAAAUAAGUUCAACUUCACUAAGGUUGGGCAAGAGGAAGUCCUCUUUCAAUUCGAACCAAGCAUGAACAAUGAAGUCCAGUUCUUUCCAAAUGCACCUGUUCAUAUCAAGAAUUCUCCUAGCGUUGUUGCCAUCAAUGUUAGUCCUAUUGAAUAUGGACAUGUUCUUCUAAUCCCUCGGAUUCUUGAAUGCUUGCCUCAAAGGAUUGAUCGGGACAGCUUCUUGCUUGCGCUCUACAUGGCUGCAGAAGCCGAAAACCCCUACUUCCGCUUGGGUUACAAUAGCUUGGGUGCAUUUGCAACCAUCAACCACCUUCAUUUCCAGGCCUACUACUUAGCUGUGCAAUUCCCCAUUGAAAGGGCUCCCACUAGGAAGAUAACCACUACAAGUAGGGGUGUGAAAUUCUGUGAUAUUCUCAAUUAUCCAGUCAGAGGUCUUGUUUUUGAGGGUGGAAAUACUCUGGAGGAAUUAUCCAAUGUCGUCUCUGACUCCUGCAUUUGCUUGCAAGAAAACAACAUUCCUUAUAAUGUUCUUAUUGCUGAUUCUGGAAAACGAAUUUUCGUCAUCCCACAGGUGAAUUGUUUGCUUCCGUGCCACUUUUUUGAAACCCUAUUUAACAUU
Messenger RNA from Olea europaea var. sylvestris, 1463 nucleotides. Its product is annotated as GDP-L-galactose phosphorylase 2-like. Gene Ontology annotation, biological process: glucose metabolic process. The annotation marks the transcript as partial. Lineage: Eukaryota; Viridiplantae; Streptophyta; Magnoliopsida; Lamiales; Oleaceae. Gene Ontology annotation, cellular component: cytoplasm. The record is from RefSeq and is a predicted model, not a curated record. The transcript has 6 exons. Gene Ontology annotation, molecular function: GDP-D-glucose phosphorylase activity.